Molecule: messenger RNA, 2233 nt
Organism: Danaus plexippus (monarch butterfly)
Lineage: Eukaryota; Metazoa; Arthropoda; Insecta; Lepidoptera; Nymphalidae
Gene: Aatf
Product: protein AATF
Exons: 2
Coding region: 93-1769 (558 amino acids)
Biological process (GO): regulation of transcription by RNA polymerase II
Cellular component (GO): nucleus; nucleolus
Source: RefSeq, a predicted model, not a curated record
UUUGAAAGCUGUCAAACGCACGUUUCAUAUUGUGUUUGUUGGUUAUUCCUAGUUAUAGUUAAAAGUUGUAAUUGACAAGAAUUCUAUUCGUCAUGAAAUUUAAACAAAAGAAAUCUUCUAAACUGACUCUGUCAGAUAAAAUAGCAGAUGCGUUAACUGUUAAACCUAGAGCGGAUAUAGAAGAUGAUGUUAUAUUUGGCACGAAACCAAAUACAGUUUCUCGUGCGGAUUAUUCUUCUGACAGCGAGGAUGAGGACGCAAUUAGCGACUUUAGGAAGCGUAAUGUUAAUUUAUUAAGUGAGAUAAGUAAGAAGUAUGAAGGUCAGGUAGUAUCUCGGAAAGAAUUUGACCGAAAUAGCGCAGAUGAAAGUGUAGACGAUGAGAGCGAUGGACAACAGUCCGAGCAAGAAAUUUCUAAGAAUCUUAAGGGUCUGAUGUCGGAUGACGAGGAAAGCCAAGGAAGCGAUGACAGUAUCAUCAAAAAUGUCAAAUCUACAGUUAAAUCUGAUGAUAGUUCAUCAGAAGAUGGAGAGAGUGAUGACUAUGAUAUAGUUAAACAUAGAAACGAAGAUGAAAGCGAUGAAGAUGGCUCAGAGGAAGAAGGAGGAUUUGACAUCAGUCAAAUGGAAGAACCCGUCAAAGAAGAAUUUGAGCAUGUCAAAAAGCAAAAUGUUUCAGAAGAGGCUAAGAAGGGUAUGGCCGUCAGAAACCAGUUGCUAUUAUGGGAAGGUCUUUUAGAAAUGAGGAUACAUUUACAGAGAUGUAUGAACUCGGCAAACAGAAUGCCUAUGUCUGAUACAUAUGAAACUCUUAAGAACCAUUCCGACUUUGUUGAGGAAUCUGGGAUGGUGAUCAACAAUGUGGCAAAUGUUUUAGACAAGUUUUUAAAUCUGCAGAGUCUAUUAUUAAAGCAAUAUCCUGAAACUAAGACCAUAUCAAAUAAGAAAAUUACAUCCGAGGCGCAGCAAAAGCAAGGAGAAGGGAGCGACGAAGAAAUCCCUAGUGACACAGACAAUGAAGAAAUUCCUUCCGAUACCGAAAGUGAAAAUGAUCAACCGCAGAUGAAAGCAGAUAAUAAGAAAACCAAUGAAAAGAAACGAAAACUAGAAGAUUAUGAAAGUGAUAUAGCAACGACCCACAAGGCUUUUAAGUCAUAUAGAGAUGCGACAGUCAAAAAAUGGAAUGAAAAGACACGUCUAGCGACCGCAGCUAAUAUUAAAAGUACACCCACAAAUACUAUCCUACAACAGAUAUCAUAUAUAUUGUCGGACAGGGAUAAGCUUAUACGUCGGACACAAUUAAAGAGAUCCGAGUACGAUAUUAUUGGAUACAAAAAAGAUCCAACUCCCACUGAAAAUAGAGAUCAAAACGGAAUGGGAAUAAAUCCAAUAACAAGAGACAGGAAAGACAAUGAUGUUUACAUUCCAGAAAUCUUCGAUGAUAGUGAUUUUUAUCAUCAACUACUGAGAGAAUUAAUAGAGUGUAAAUCAGCUGAUAUAUCUGAUCCAGUCCAACUCAGUCGCCAAUGGAUCGCUCUGCAGCAGAUGAGGAGCAAGAUGAAGAGGAAAGUUGAUACGAGGGCAACAAAGGGUAGGAAAAUUAAGUAUGUUGUACAUAACAAGCUAGUCAGUUAUAUGGCACCUGAAAAGUCUAUUACAUGGACCGAUGAGAGCACUAAUGAGUUAUACAAUUCACUGUUCGGCAAAAUGUUUGAAAGCAAUAAUGUCGGCACGAAUAUAAAUUUGGAUAAUGUAAAACUUUUUAAUUAAAUGAAAAUAAUAUAUAAAAAAUCAGUUUUAUUUAUUCACUUUGCAGUUAAAUAAAUGUUGUAUUAUAAAUUUUGAAGUUUUGACAUAAUGGAGAAAUAGGUGCUUUGGGUAUUUGACGUGAAAUUAAACUGAGACAAAAUAUACUUCUAUUUCUAAAAUUAAAUAAGAAUUAAUAUAAAACACACAUAGUUUUAACCAUUCAUAUAUUUUACACUAACAAUAUUGUAUUCAUGGAAAUAUUGUAGUUGAUUCUAGUAGGUAGUAAUAAGCAAACGAUUGUCAAGGUGCACUGUGCGCAUAAUUUAAAUUAUAAUGUUGCAUACAUAUUUUAAAAACAUUGCGAGUUUUUUUUUUUUUAUUAUUAGUCUCCCGGAAGUUAAUCAAAAACACGCGUUGGCGGUGUGAGUGCUGCAUAAUCUAUAUUUUAAAGUUUAUUCUUAAAUAAAGAUGUUUAAAACAGAUAA